This is a messenger RNA of Cucurbitaria berberidis CBS 394.84, 522 nucleotides long. RefSeq lists its product as uncharacterized. The transcript has a single exon. Bases 97 to 486 code for a protein of 129 amino acids. NCBI's taxonomy places the organism in Eukaryota, Fungi, Ascomycota, Dothideomycetes, Pleosporales, Cucurbitariaceae. The record is from RefSeq and is a predicted model, not a curated record.
GACAAGAGACGGAGUUGGUUCAAGAGGCGGUUUAGCAAGGACUAGGUUAGAUGCCGACAAGAAAGGCGUUUGGCGAGGGUGAGAUGUACGGAUGUUAUGAGAUGGGAAAGCAUCUUGCAGCCUUCACCGUGUGAGUGCUUAUUUGAGAUAUGCGCAUGCUUGUGCGCUUUUGCUACCAAUCUCGGCGUUCAUGGAAGGAAAGCGAAGGGCUGGCCGCUGGAUCUGGCUGCAUGGAACGACAUUGCAUGUAUCAUGAUGAUUGGAAAGAGCUGCGUCCCAGCUGGGUUGUUUCUCGAGAACCCUGAUGGCCCGAGUGUCAUUCUUCUUACCCCCGGGAGACGCUGUGCAUGGUACACAACAUUUUUUUGGAGUUUUUUUUUUAUUAAUUGGGAGUUUGGGGAGCACAAGAAAUGUCACUCCUUGAUGGGUUAUUUUUGGGAAUCUCUGCUACAAGUCGAAGCGAGCUCAUUACUUGUGAGCGAGUAAUUGUGGUAAUCGUAAUGGCGUGACGAGGAAGCAAAC